Messenger RNA from Elgaria multicarinata webbii, 3318 nucleotides. It is a transcript of the gene ENAM, whose product is annotated as enamelin. NCBI's taxonomy places the organism in Eukaryota, Metazoa, Chordata, Lepidosauria, Squamata, Anguidae. Bases 1 to 3318 code for a protein of 1105 amino acids. The record is from RefSeq and is a predicted model, not a curated record. The transcript is spliced from 8 exons. Gene Ontology annotation, biological process: amelogenesis; positive regulation of enamel mineralization; ameloblast differentiation. Gene Ontology annotation, molecular function: structural constituent of tooth enamel. Gene Ontology annotation, cellular component: extracellular matrix.
AUGAAGCUAAUCCUCCUGUUCCUAUGCCUCGUGAGCACAUCUUGUGCUGUGCCACUGCGCAAACCCCGCAAGGCAGGAUUUGGAAGUAAGAGUGAAGAAAUGAUGCAGUUUGGCCCAUAUGGCUAUAUGAACUCACCACAACUAACUCAGUUGGCAGCUUCUUUGUAUGGCUACCGUGCUGCAGGUUACCCACAGAUGUUCCCCCGGCAGCCUCUAUCACCUCUGCAGGGAUUUUACCUCUGGCGGCCACAGACACCAGUACAUCAAGCAGCCCAACGGCCCCAGCUUAAGCCUCACCAAACUCCAGUGGCCAGACAGCCGAAGAGCCGCCCGCAAGCAAGGCCGCAGUUGCCACCACAGCAACCACGAUAUCAGCAGCCGCAACCAAAAAUUCAACCGCCACCGAAGCCGCCUCAGAAUACCCACCCUACUCAGACUCACCAGCAAGUGCCAGUUCAGCAACCCAAGCGGGGGAAUCAGCAACCGCCUCAGGCCUUUCCUCCACAUCCUCAACAGCCCUGGCAUUUCCCACAGAUUUUCGGUCAUGGAGGCUUCCAACCACAAUCAUUCGGACCAUAUCAGGGACAUAUGCCAUUUGGACGACCACCUGCCAGCAAUGAAGAAGGGAAUCCCUAUUUUGGAUAUGGCUACCAAGGUAGACCUUAUUAUUCUGAAGAGUAUGAAGACUUUGAGAAACCCAAAGAAAAAGAUCCCCCUAAAGCAACUGAUCCUGCAACCAACUCAACAGUCUCUGACACAAAUUCAACCAUCUCUAAUCCAGCCAGCCAGGCAGGGAAUGCUACCAUUUCUGGACUCAGUACAAUGGACAAUGGGGUCAAUUCUCCAGGCCUUCAAAGCAAAUUGCUUAGUGGGAAUGGGGUUCCAACACCUUCUCCUACUGUUCUCAUGUCAGGGGUGAAUGGAGCAGCACAGAAUGGCGUUGAUCAAUCAAGUCAUAGGCAAAAGUCUUCAAAUGUCAAUGGCAUUCAAAGCUUUCCUUUGGGUAAUCAACAACCCACAGGGCAUGGUUCACAUGACUAUAAACCCCACCCAGAUGUGGGAGACACGAGGCACAACACUUUAGUUUCUAGAGGAAAUCCCUCUGUACAAUCUGAAAACCCAACAUAUCCCUUGGGCUAUGGAGAGAACUCCAUCCACAGAGGUAAUCUCCAGAAUACCAAUAUCAACCAUCCCUCAACAGUUUCUGAACCUAUCCCUUAUGGACAACAAGAACAUCCCCAUUACUCUGGGAGGAACUCAUUAGGCCAGAGAGAAAGAGGGCCUUUUCCUAGCUCUGAUCCACUAGGGCAAUGGAACAAAGACCCAGUUUACAGAGAUAGUAGUCUAAAUAGUUCCCCACCUGAAGGCCACUCCCUAGAUCCACAGUAUAAUCCACUAGGACGAGCUGAGAAUGCCUAUAAUGCAAGAGAAGACUUUGAUAGGUUUCAGCCUUCUAGAAUGCACCAAUCAAACACACUUUCCCAUCAGGGAGUAUUUUCAGCUACAAGGAGAACUCCAUCUGAAACAGAAACCCAUCAGUAUGAUUGGAAGGAGCAGUCCUUUAAUCAUCCUGAUCGUGAAAGAGAGCAAUUUCCGUCUUCACAAAACCAUAUGUGGAAUAACCAGGAGGAUUCACGGGGAUUCCGAGAAGCUCCUCCAAGAUAUAACACAAUGUAUUCAUCAGGUUCUUUACAUCAGAGGGGACAUGCUGCCUAUGCUGAAAAGAAUUCUUAUGGCCAACGUACCCAGCCCCUUUCCCCCAGCGCAUGGGAGGAUGGGGAAAGCUCUCCAACAAUGGGCUCAGAGGUCCAAAGGGAAAGUCCAUCAUAUUCUCCUGCUUUGCCUUCAAAUCAAAUGCAAAGGAAUACCUACCAAAGAAGUAUGCAGCAGGAACAUGAACCAUAUCCCAGGCAAAAUCUAUGGACCCAUGAAAACCGUUUCCUUGAUCGUGACAGACAUUAUAGAAAUCCUCCAUAUAAUCCGAGUCAGCGCCAUGCCUAUCCAAAAUAUUCUACAGAGAAUCCAGCCAAUGACAGAGGUAAUAAUUUGCCAUAUGAGGAAAUUAAUCAGUGGACGCCAGAAGAGCGGUCUCCAGUUCAUGGUACAGAACCCUUGAGGCAUGCAGAAAACAUCCCACAUCCUAUGAGCAAUAUGUUUGGACACCGAGAGAGGAAUUUGCAGAACCAAAGGUCAAGCCCUCCACUACAGAGUUCCACUUUCCUCGAAGGAAGACCACAAUACACUGAAAGGAACACAUGGGUCUCCCCAAGGGUGGCCCCAUCUACUCAGAAAGACACUUCACCCUACUAUAAUGGCUACUCCACAGACUUCAGAAGAAACCCAACAUAUACUGAAGACACAAGCAGAGCCAUACAUGCACGUGAACCAAUUUCCAGUGUUAACAUUGUCGGAAGAAGACGUUAUCCUGAGACACUGGAGUAUCCAGAUGACUACCCAAGAGAACACAGAACAAUCAUCUCACCUUCUUCUGAAAACCAUUUGUGCUGUGCAGGUGACUCCCCAAGGCCAAGAGAAAACAUACUGGCACCACUGAGAAGUGCUCCUCCUCACUUCAGGCUUGCUUCAUGGGAACACAAAGGAAGCUCAACCUAUCCAGAGGACACCCACGCAAAGAAUCCCAGGCAAGUCCCCUAUGCAGCUAGCAUUCAAUCUAAUAAUUCUCUGAAGACUGGGAAAAUGCUACCUAAUCAAAGAGAACCUCUCGGUGCAUUCAGAGAGGAAGCAGCAGUUCUAGAGAAGAGUCCACCAUGCUCCAAUCCACAAUUAAGGCAAGGGAAUGAUCAUGAAGCCGACUAUGAAUCAGGGUUACUCCCACAAAGGAAUGUGCCUUGUUACGGAAGCAGCAUCAGAGGAGAUGGACACAAUGUCCUUGGACGGAUCGUGGGAACAAAUCAGGCCAAAAGAGAGUUUGAAAGGGCACCUUUAAUGCUCGUUUCUGAAACAUUCCCACAACCACAAGGAGUCAGAAGUGAGGCUCUUGUGAGUGAAGUUGAUAGGAAAGAACAGCAGGCAACACUUGGUUUCAAGAGAACUCCGUGCUUUAGAAGCUGGUUAAAGCAGUAUUUAUCUAGCACAGGAGCUCCAUCUGGUGAUCAACAGCGUGACCUCUUUUAUGGAGAGGAUCCAAUGCCCACUGGAAAGCCAAACAUCCUCCCACCUGAACCACAGCCCAUCUCUAGCACUAAUCCAUCCUAUGAUGUAGAAGAAAAUAUGUUGGAACUCAGUUCUCCAGGAGAAGAAAUGGCAGAACAGCCCAAUCAAAGGACACCUGACUGUUUACUGCUCCAAAACAAAUGA